Populus euphratica (Euphrates poplar) is the source of this 1325-nucleotide messenger RNA. Its product is annotated as F-box protein CPR30-like. The coding region runs from base 114 to 1304 and encodes 396 amino acids. Gene Ontology annotation, molecular function: protein binding. The record is from RefSeq and is a predicted model, not a curated record. The transcript has 2 exons. Lineage: Eukaryota; Viridiplantae; Streptophyta; Magnoliopsida; Malpighiales; Salicaceae.
UAUUUAACUUCCAACAACGUUAUCUCUCCUUCACAUUUUCUAUGACAAAAUUCCACAGAACGCGAAGACCUUAGCUAACAGUGACCUUCGAGUUCUCAUCAGUCAUCAUAACCAUGUCUGGUCUUCCUCUUGAGAUGAUAGCGGAGAUCCUCUGCAGAUUACCAGCAAAGGAACUUCUUUGUUGCAGGUCUGUAUCUAAACCAUGGUGUGCUUUAAUUGAUGGUCCAAACUUCGUUAAAUUACAUUUGAAGCACUCUAUGGACACAAGUUCCAAUCUUUACAUCAUCCUUAGAACUACUUCACAUGUUCACUACAUGGAUUUUGAGCAAAAUUUAGUCUUAAAUGACUGUGUUACUCUGAAAGAGUUGAAUCAUCCUUUGAUGUGUUAUAAUCAUGGGAUUAAAGUUUUAGGUUCUGUUAAUGGGUUGCUUUGCAUUUCUAAUGUUGUUGAUGAUAUUGCUGUGUGGAACCCAUCAACUAGAAAGCAUCGUGUGAUGCCCUUUUUGCUUAUUGAGCUGAAAAGGUAUUUUGGGACCAAGUCUUGUAGUGUUUAUGUGUUUGGAUUUGGGUAUGAUAGUGUUAGGGAUGAUUAUAAGCUUGUUAGGAUUGCGCAAUUUGGAGGUGGGGGGAAGAGGAGUUUUGAGUCUGAGGUUAAGGUAUAUAGUUUGAGGAAACAAUCGUGGAGGAGGAUUGGUGAUAUGCCUUAUUGUGUUCACUAUCCUGGUGCAAAUGGGGUUUUCGCUAAUGGUGCUUUACAUUGGGUUGUGGGCGAGAAUCCUGAAUCGAAUGUGGCAAAUAUAGUUGUUGCAUUGGAUUUAGGAGUUGAGGAUUAUAGGGAGGUGCUGCAACCUGAGUACAAGGAUAAGAAUUUUUAUAUUGAUUUGGGGGUUUUGAGAGGAUGCCUGUGUUUUCUUGCAAAUUUUCUAGGUGAACGUGUUGAUGUGUGGAUGAUGAAAGAGUACGGGGUAAAGGAGUCCUGGACUAAACUGUUUUCAGUUGCACAGUAUGAGUUCAUUGGGUUUCUUAGAUCUCUUAAGCCUUUAGCUUAUUCAAAGAGUGGUGAUGAAGUUCUCAUCGAACACGACAAUUUGGACCUUUGCUGGUAUGAUCUGAAGAGGAAACAAGUAAAGAAUAGGAUUCAUGGUAUACCAUAUUCCUUUGAAGCAGAUACUUCUGUUGAAAGCCUUAUUUCUGUCAAUCCGAAUAGGCAUCUUGAUGGAAGGAUACAGGAUGAAGAUGAGGACUCGAAGGAUAGGAAUAAGAGGGAUGAUUUCUUGUCUGAAGGGUUCAAAUUGGUCUUAUAAUUCACCAGAAGAAACAGCAGA